AUGGAAAAGAGUGACGGAGAGAUGAUGUCAUCAAAAAAGGCUUCUGUGGAGUACAUGGAUGCCCAACGGGGACGCGGCCUUGUGGCGAAGACGGAAUUCGGGGAAGGUGACACUAUUCUUCUUGUGCCGUAUGAUAUUGCCGUGCUGUAUAGUCCGUUUGUGCGCAACACAUGUUAUCGCUGUUUUGCGUCCGUGACGGAGCCUCAGAGAGUAGUAGGGGAGGAGGAGACACGACGAGGAGACGAAGAGAGUUGGGAAGAAAUCCGGUAUGAGUGUUCCUCCUGUAAGCAUCUCGUGUUGUGCUUUGGUUGCGUGAAGGAUUUAGUGGAGGAGGCGUGGCAGCGGUCAGAUGGGACGGCGCCCGCCAUGUCGUUGGAGGGAAAUGAGCGUGAGGCCGCCAUACUGCGAACGCAUCCCCUUCUUGAGGCACAUCAACUGGCUUGUGAGUGGUUUUGUACGCUUCCUGAUUCUGUGCGCGCGGGUGACACAGACUACUUGCGCUUUGCGUUGCAGUACGGCUCACGCGCACUUUUAGGAGACACCCCACUUUUGCAAGCCGUUGAAGGGUUGUGCAUGAAUACUUCCCAGCAGCUUGUGAAGGCGUAUCGGUUCUGUGAAUCCUUUGCGAAACUCGUUGUGGAUACGUUUUCUCCGCAGGGAUACGACGUCGACGUGGCGCGUCUUCGCGAUGUCCUUCUCCGUACCAAGAUCAACAGCAUUGGCUACCCUUUUAAUGAGAGCGAGACGCUCGGUUGGGCACUGCAGGGGGAACUUUGCAUGAUUAACCACAGUUGCGUCCCAAACGCGGCGGUGGUACGCCCAAAACAUCGAACAGCAGCGGGGGCGUGUUCGAUGGAACUUGUGGCGCGUCGCCCUAUCAAAACUGAGGAGGAAAUAACGAUUGCAUACAUUGACGUUGACAGUUACGCAGAUGAUGCAAAUGCAAGGCGCCAGCGUCUCCUGGAAGACUACGGAUUUCUCUGCCGCUGUAAAAAGUGCGUCUCCGCUACGAAAGCUACGAGUUCCAUGGCUUUACAUUAA
This is a messenger RNA of Trypanosoma cruzi, 1041 nucleotides long. RefSeq lists its product as uncharacterized. The coding region runs from base 1 to 1041 and encodes 346 amino acids. The record is from RefSeq and is a predicted model, not a curated record. NCBI's taxonomy places the organism in Eukaryota, Euglenozoa, Kinetoplastea, Trypanosomatida, Trypanosomatidae. Gene Ontology annotation, molecular function: protein binding. The transcript has a single exon.